UUGGUUUGUUCGGUCUGCGUGAUGCUUGGAAUAAGAGGCUGCUUUAAGGAUUAUGCCAGUUUGUAAGAUAAUAACAAUGAGCCACAAGACACUCGUCAUUGCCUUCAUGCUUUUUUCUAACAUCAUCAUUGGGUCAGGACAAGAUUUAAAACUGUCAGUGAAUGUUGUUGAUGGCGAGGUGGUCGUCCUUUGGAAUAAACCGAGAAAUGCCACAUCAGACAUCAAGUACAAUGUACAAAUGGCCAAGUAUCUUGGAACAUGGGACAUGGUUGGAGGCUGCACGGGGGUCACAAAGACCUACUGUGACCUAAGUAGGCUCAUACAGGAGUAUAGACAUGCCUACAAGGUCAGAGUUCAGACGGUAGACAGAAACAUCACGUCUGGGUGGACGGUGAAGAAAUUUCUACCAAGUACAAGCAACCUGCUGCCUCCAUCCUUCACUUUAUUCGCCACAUCCAGCACUAUAACAGUCCAUGUUCAUCAAAAACCUGUUCUGAGAAAACUCUUUCCAUUUGGGGUUACAUACAUCAUGUACUUGGAGGAAAAAGGUCAAGAUGACAAAAAGACCAAAUUAUAUCUGACGGAUGACUUAGACCAGAGGUCUAAAACUUUCACUUCUCUUCACUGGGGGGUUGAGUACUGCAUCAGCAUCAUGGUGGAGGGAAACGGCGCUCUAUCCACGAGCGAUUUGUCGCCGGAACAAUGCCUACAGCUUCCAGAACAUGGGUGGUUCAUAACUGCUGUGGCAUCCCUGACCGCUUUGGGCGUGCUGGCUUUGGUGUCCGUGGCAGCCAUUGGGCUCCUUUGUCACCUGAAUCGUCCAGUGAAGACGCCUGCCGCACUGAAAUGCACUGCACGUGACUGGCGGCCACUAUCUGUAAGAGAGAGCUCAAUGGAAGUUGUCAUAGACAAAGGCUGGUUCCUGUCCGGCCGCAGAACAGAAGAGAAAAACCCGGUCACACUUCAUGAUUUGGAAUACGAAGAUCAAACAGACAAAGACCGGAGGACUAGCCUGGACAGUGGCCUGAGCAUGGGGUCCACUGAAGGGCUGAGGAGACAGGAGGACAGCGGUUGCGAGAGCAUGGCAGGAACGGAGUGUUCAAGGGACAAUGGGAUAGUUUAUCCCCAACUGGAUAAUACUGACAAGAGGAAGGAGGAUAGUGAGGUGGGGCUCAGGUAUAAAUUGGACUCCUCCACCUUGAACAAUGUAGGAACGUUGGGAAAUUAUCACAGCCAAUGCCCUGGCCUGAGGAAUCAUGUCGGGGAUGAGGAGUCGAAACAGAUCCUCCCAGGUGUGGUUUUAGCCGAAGCGAUCUCUGGCUACAAGGCGGGAACUCAGUCAUGCAUCUGCUCUGGUGCAGCCCAGUGCAUUUGGUGCCUCCAACGCAUGGUCCAAGAGGCUGAAACCAUGCAGCAGCACAAAGACAACUUCAUUAUAGACGUUACAAGAAGGAAUAAAAUAGCCAUGAAUGACUUGGAAACAGGGGAAGCUUUCCCAUUCCUGACAGCUCUAACAGGAGAGAUAAGCCCGAGCAUGGACUGUAAUGUGCAGCUGGACACGGACUGAUGAUUCAAGAUGAGAAGCCAUAACUGCUUUUAAAACAGCUGCUGCUUUGGAAUUGAACUCCUGAUACUUUCAACGUAUGCGAGUCAGGCAACGUUGAGAAAAACAACGUAUGUAGGAAACAUGUCAGUAGAGAAUAUAAAGAAGAAGUAACGAAUAGUCAGUGCACGAUGUGAUGGAACAUCUGCCCAGUGGGAACGGAAGUCAAACUGUUGUGGGAACAUAAAUAGCGUGACAUUACCUCGCUUCCUGACAAAUCUUAUUGAUAGUUUCAGUACCUAUUUAUUUGUAUUUAACUCUGUCUAUCAGUGCGUCUCGUCUUUUCUCAUUUUUAAUAUUUAUGUUGUAAACAGUUUUGAAAUACAAUACAUAUGUGAAGUGUGCUUUCAAAUGUACGGUUUGUUUAAAUGUGAUCAUCGGCACUCCAACAAGCAGACCGAAACCCGUCUCUUAACACUACACACAGAACACAGACACGGACCAAUGUUGAAAUGACAGCAAAAUGCAUGCAGAUGUGACAAAUAUGUUUGAUAAAAUCUGUUAAAAGUGU
Nerophis lumbriciformis (worm pipefish) is the source of this 2114-nucleotide messenger RNA. It is a transcript of the gene il10ra, whose product is annotated as interleukin 10 receptor, alpha. Gene Ontology annotation, biological process: cytokine-mediated signaling pathway. Gene Ontology annotation, cellular component: plasma membrane. Lineage: Eukaryota; Metazoa; Chordata; Actinopteri; Syngnathiformes; Syngnathidae. The record is from RefSeq and is a predicted model, not a curated record. Gene Ontology annotation, molecular function: protein binding; cytokine receptor activity.